Molecule: messenger RNA, 1956 nt
Organism: Lutra lutra (Eurasian river otter)
Lineage: Eukaryota; Metazoa; Chordata; Mammalia; Carnivora; Mustelidae
Gene: GLRA3
Product: glycine receptor alpha 3
Exons: 10
Coding region: 373-1767 (464 amino acids)
Biological process (GO): chemical synaptic transmission; signal transduction; nervous system process
Cellular component (GO): postsynaptic membrane; synapse; plasma membrane
Molecular function (GO): extracellularly glycine-gated chloride channel activity; glycine binding; transmembrane signaling receptor activity
Source: RefSeq, a predicted model, not a curated record
UCUGAGUCAGGGAAGGACAAGCAAUCUUUCUUUGCCGCUAAAGCUUCAGUGAACUGUUGCCCAGAACCUAGGCACUUCAGACAUUUCAUCUCACCCCUUAUUCCGCGUUCACUGUAUAAGUCACCUGCACAUUUGUACCCCGAAAAUUUUUCCUUCUGCUCCAUGCUGAGAGCAGGGGUCGAAAGGGAAUUUUAAGUGUUUGAAAGAAAAGGUCUUUUACUGACUGCGGGGAGCUGUCUACGGUGCUGAAGCUUCCCAGGCGUUCGUCUGCAACACCACACGGAGUUAGAUUGCACAUUUUCGUUCUUGGCUUUCUCAUCCCCUAUGCCUUGGAUAAGACUAAUUUCAGGAUCGUGAAAAUCUCUCCGUAUCAUGGCCCACGUGAGACACUUUCGGACAUUAGUUUCGGGAUUUUACUUUUGGGAAGCAACACUGUUACUCAGCUUGGUUGCAACAAAGGAAACAGACAGUGCACGGUCUCGAAGUACUCCAAUGUCACCUUCUGACUUUCUGGAUAAGUUAAUGGGAAGGACGUCAGGAUAUGAUGCAAGAAUCAGACCUAACUUUAAAGGCCCUCCUGUUAAUGUCACAUGCAACAUAUUCAUAAACAGCUUUGGCUCUAUCGCUGAGACAACCAUGGAUUACAGAGUGAAUAUCUUUCUUCGUCAGAAAUGGAAUGAUCCCCGCCUUGCGUAUAGUGAAUAUCCUGAUGACUCUUUAGAUCUAGACCCUUCUAUGCUAGACUCCAUUUGGAAACCUGACUUGUUCUUUGCCAAUGAAAAGGGUGCCAACUUUCAUGAAGUUACUACAGACAAUAAAUUGUUACGAAUUUUCAAGAAUGGAAAUGUUCUUUAUUCAAUAAGGCUGACAUUAACGCUUUCUUGUCCGAUGGAUCUCAAGAAUUUUCCAAUGGAUGUACAAACAUGUAUAAUGCAACUGGAAAGUUUUGGGUACACAAUGAAUGAUCUCAUUUUUGAAUGGCAAGAUGAGGCACCUGUGCAAGUGGCUGAAGGACUCACUUUGCCCCAGUUUCUGCUGAAAGAAGAGAAAGAUUUACGAUACUGCACUAAACAUUACAACACAGGAAAAUUUACAUGUAUAGAAGUGCGAUUCCAUCUUGAACGACAAAUGGGAUACUACCUGAUCCAGAUGUACAUUCCCAGUCUCCUGAUCGUUAUUCUCUCCUGGGUUUCAUUCUGGAUCAAUAUGGAUGCUGCGCCAGCCAGGGUAGCCUUGGGAAUAACUACUGUCCUGACCAUGACCACCCAGAGCUCGGGAUCGCGAGCAUCCUUACCAAAGGUUUCUUAUGUCAAAGCUAUUGACAUUUGGAUGGCAGUAUGCCUCCUUUUUGUGUUUUCAGCACUUCUGGAAUAUGCAGCUGUAAAUUUUGUAUCAAGACAACACAAAGAACUUCUGAAAUUUCGACGAAAGAGAAAGAAUAAGACAGAAGCUUUUGCAUUGGAGAAGUUUUACCGUUUCUCAGACACGGAUGAUGAGGUAAGGGAAAGUCGAUUCAGCUUCACAGCCUAUGGAAUGGGACCCUGUCUGCAAGCAAAAGAUGGUGUGACCCCGAAAGGCCCAAACCAUCCUGUCCAGGUAAUGCCGAAAAGUCCUGAUGAAAUGAGGAAGGUUUUUAUCGACAGAGCCAAGAAGAUUGACACCAUCUCUCGAGCCUGUUUCCCAUUAGCCUUUUUGAUUUUUAAUAUUUUCUACUGGGUUAUCUAUAAAAUUCUUAGGCAUGAGGAUAUUCAUCAGCAACAAGAUUAAGCCUCUGGGGGAAUGCAAGUGCAAACGAUCAAUUCAAAAGAAAGUUUCAUUGCCAUAGGUGUGUGUAUACGUGUGUGUUUGUUGGUGUAAAAAUGAUGACCAUCAUAUUAAAAUGGCAUAUGGGUGGGUAUUUUUGUGAUAUGCUAUGCAAAGUCACAAGGCAGAUUAAGAGUCUUUUGAUGGAUACAA